Molecule: messenger RNA, 645 nt
Organism: Dothidotthia symphoricarpi CBS 119687
Lineage: Eukaryota; Fungi; Ascomycota; Dothideomycetes; Pleosporales; Dothidotthiaceae
Exons: 2
Coding region: 1-645 (214 amino acids)
Biological process (GO): nucleolar large rRNA transcription by RNA polymerase I
Cellular component (GO): RNA polymerase I upstream activating factor complex
Molecular function (GO): RNA polymerase I cis-regulatory region sequence-specific DNA binding
Source: RefSeq, a predicted model, not a curated record
AUGAUCAAGCGGAGGAAAUACUACGGAGGCUUCACACGCCCACCGACAGAUUCGUCUGAUGGCAACGACAGCACAGCCUCUCAGCGGGCUCCCAGGCGCCUCGCGAGCGUCUACGAUGCCGUAGCAGGAAAGGUAACACAACGAGGUCUCGUGGACAAAGCGCCCUCCGUCAAAGACGCCAAGCAACCACUCCGCCCAGAUGAAGUUCUCUUCAAGCAAAGCAACGCGCCAAUCCGAUACGAGGAGACGGACUACUACUACGCCCACACCCGGCUGCCACCCGAUCAGAAACUGCCCAGUGGCGACUUGCUGAGCGCACUGCAUGCCCAUGUGUCGAAACUGUAUGCCAGCACGGAAGAGCCCGGGAGUAAAAAAGCUUGGAAAUGCAUGGAUGAGACUGCGCUGAUUGCUUUGGGGAUUCUGGUUGAAGAGACGGCGAGAGAGGUGUUGGGUGAGACGGGGGACUUGGCGUUUCUGGAGGGGGCUGAUGAGGAGGAGGUGGAAGCACUUGCAGCGCGGGGUGAGAUGGAAGGGGUGGAAGAGAAGGAAAUGGAAAGGCCUGUGUCAAGGGGUGGGGGAACUGAAGAAGAGUCCGAUUCGAGUGCAUGGUCGUCAUCCGAUGAUUCGACUGAGGAAUCAGACUGA